Molecule: messenger RNA, 648 nt
Organism: Oikopleura dioica
Lineage: Eukaryota; Metazoa; Chordata; Appendicularia; Copelata; Oikopleuridae
Source: the annotation of a GenBank genome assembly
AUGGACACCGAAAUCACUCUGUAUUCGACCCCCGGCUGCAUCUACGCCCAGCAAAUGCGCCUCAGCCUGACAAAUCUUGGCGCUCAAGCCUCACUCGUCACAGAUGAAGCACUGUCUGGCACAGUACAAGUCGAGGGGCGAAGCUUUCAGAACAUCAUCGAGCUUGGAGCAGCGCUGGAACAACUUGGGAUCAAGUUUUUCCCAGAAGAAGAAAGAAAGCGAGAACGACAAUUGAAGCUCGCGCUCGGCUUCAAUCAGAGAAUGGUUCAGGUCUUUGGCGUCAUGAUGGAAGACAAUGUCCAUCGAAACGACGCCUUUCAUUUGUUCAUGGAGUCUCUUGCAAUUUUCGAAAACGAAUUGAUUCGAUGCGGCCGCUACUUUGGCGGAAAAGCACCUGGUUUCCUCGACAUCUUCCUGUUCCCCUACAUCCAGCGAAUCGGAGUGUGGACACCAGAAUUUCUAAAAGGGGAGCUGCUGAGAAUCCAAGCAUGGCGACGAAGAAUGAAAGAGGAGGAACUCGUCAUGACUGAUGCUCACAAAACUACUCGAAGUGGGCUAUUGAAAUACGCCAAGCAACUGCGCCAAACUCCGGCGGAAGAACGCGCCAUCAAACGACUUAAUAGCUGUGGACAACUUGUUGAAGACUAG